This is a messenger RNA of Saccostrea cuccullata (small rock oyster), 1363 nucleotides long. Its product is annotated as galactokinase-like. NCBI's taxonomy places the organism in Eukaryota, Metazoa, Mollusca, Bivalvia, Ostreida, Ostreidae. The transcript is spliced from 7 exons. The coding region runs from base 136 to 1329 and encodes 397 amino acids. The record is from RefSeq and is a predicted model, not a curated record. Gene Ontology annotation, biological process: carbohydrate phosphorylation; galactose metabolic process. Gene Ontology annotation, cellular component: cytoplasm; cytosol. Gene Ontology annotation, molecular function: ATP binding; galactokinase activity.
CACAGGUCUGACAGGACAUUGACAUGGCAUGAACAUGUGCUAAUGCACAUGACAUGAUAACCUAGAGAAAUUAUCUAACGACCAACACGUCCGUUAUCUUUUGAGCGACCCUGUAACUUUUCUAUUAUUGAAAGCAUGGAGGUCACAGGAGCUACACAGAUACCCGCCAUCUCAGAACUUGCAGCAAAGGCAAAAAAGGCCUUUGUUGACAAAUUUGGGUGUGAACCACAAUGUGCAGCUUAUGCCCCGGGGAGGGUCAACCUCAUCGGGGAACACACCGACUACAACGAGGGAUUUGUUUUCCCCAUGGCACUUCCACAAGUAACUGUUUUCGUUGGAAGAAAGUCAGAAGGGAAUGUCUGCCGUGUUCUUACUCUUGCCGAUUCGGUUGAUGCCCCUAAUUAUGUGGAAUUCCCAGUCCCUUCAGCUGAGACGCCCUUAAAGCCUGGCACACCAAAGUGGGCAAACUAUGUCAAAGGGGUUGUGGCAAAUUACAAAGGAAAUGUUGUCCCAUUUGAUGCGGUUGUGAUUUCCUCAGUACCUCUAGGAGGGGGCGUGUCUAGCUCCGCCUCCCUAGAAGUAGCCACCUAUACCUUUCUGGACGUCCUCACUAAUGGUGGAGCAGACGUAUCUAAGAAAGACAAGGCUCUGGCUUGUCAGAAGGCAGAGCAUGAGUUUGCAGGGAUGCCCUGUGGAAUUAUGGACCAGUUUAUUUCUGUCAUGGGACAAGAGGGUCAUGCUCUACUUAUAGAUUGCAGGUCAAUGGAGGGUCAACUGGUUCCCAUGAAUGACCCAAAUGUGGUUGUCUUGGUAACCAAUUCCAAUGUCAAGCAUGAAUUAACGGGCUCGGAAUAUCCAACCAGGAAGAAGCAGUGUGAAGUGGCGGCCCAGCUGAUGGGAAAGAAAAGCCUUAGGGAGGCCACCAUGAAGGAUUUAGAAGAAAUGAAAAGUAAACUCGAUGAUGUGACGUAUAAGAGAGCACGUCAUGUAAUAGGGGAGAUAAUUCGCACAGAAGAGGCAGCUAAAUGUUUGGAGCUCGGAGAUUACAACAGAUUUGGAAAACUCAUGGUGGAGAGUCACAAUGCAUUGCAAGAUGACUACGAGGUAUCUUGUCCAGAGCUAGACGAGCUGGUUUCAGCAGCGAUGGAGGUAGAUGGGGUGUAUGGAUCCAGAAUGACUGGGGGUGGAUUCGGGGGGUGCACCGUUACUCUGCUGAAGAAGGAGGCAGUGGAGAAGGCCAUCCAGCAUAUACAGAAGCGCUACAGUCAGACGGCGACAUUCUAUGUGUGUCCCCCAGCAUCGGGAGCUGCCCCCCUGUCCCUAGCCUGAGGUCACUCUGUGUUCUGUAGCUGGAGAUUCCAUC